Molecule: messenger RNA, 1505 nt
Organism: Homarus americanus (American lobster)
Lineage: Eukaryota; Metazoa; Arthropoda; Malacostraca; Decapoda; Nephropidae
Product: peptide deformylase, mitochondrial-like
Exons: 6
Coding region: 157-801 (214 amino acids)
Biological process (GO): N-terminal protein amino acid modification; peptidyl-methionine modification
Cellular component (GO): mitochondrion
Molecular function (GO): peptide deformylase activity
Source: RefSeq, a predicted model, not a curated record
UCUGUACGGGUUUGCCAAUGGUAAACAUGUUUGUAAAGUUUUGUAAACAAUGUCCGUGGGGGUGAACAGUUUACUGUGGGCCGAGACAGGGCAGGCAACUGGACCAAGGAUAACCCACAUUGCUGUCAGAUGUGUACAGUAUAAAGCUCGGUAAUAAUGGCCUUCAAGCGUUUUGCAGCUGCCUAUCGUAGUUUUUUCUUUCCAACUCCUCUAAAGCCUCCAUUUCUUCAUAUCUGCCAAGCAGGAGAUCCAGUUUUAAGGUCACAAGCCAAACCUGUAUCACAUGAGCUUGUUAACACUCCAGAAAUCCAACAGAUAAUAUCUCAGAUGCGGCGAGUGAUGAAAACAUACGACAGUGUUGGUCUUUCAGCACCUCAAAUAGGAAUACCACUCAGAAUAUUAGCACUUGAAUUUUCACCGAGGAGGAAGGAAGAAUUUAGCCCUGAAGUUUAUUCUGCACGAGGAAUGUCAACAUUGCCAUACACAAUCAUAAUAAAUCCACAAAUGGAGAUUCUUGACUACAAGAAAGUGGUAUUCCCAGAGUCUUGUGAGAGCGUGCGAGGGUUUAGUGCACUGGUGCCCAGAUACGAAGCAGUUAAAUUAACAGGUAUUGAUAAUAAAGGAGAGUCCGUGGUGAUGCAGAGCAGAGGAUGGAUAGCAAGAAUUAUACAACAUGAAAUGGACCAUCUUGAGGGAAAACUUUUUGUUGACUCAAUGGACCCUAAAAGUUUUCAAAAUGAUGCAUGGCACAGAAUCAAUGUACACCAAGGAAGAAUUCAACUACAGUUUUAUAAAAAAUGAUAAAUUACAAAAUAAGUUUUGAAAUUUUAUUUUGCACUGCAGGUAAUAAGAAUCAGUACAGUAUGUAUGAAACAAUACAGCUAAAUGAAUCCAAAUAUGAAGCAAAUUGGGGAAGAAAGCUAUUGAGUGUUUAAUUCAAUUUUGGAGAACUUUUUGUUUAUGCUUUUAGGGGUAGCCGAACAAUGUUUAUGUGAUACAGUACGCCCUGAUAAUUUGCAGAUUUUUAUUUCACGGUCUUCAGUUAUUCGCGGAUAACACCCUGGAUGUAGCCAACAAUGUCUAUGGGUAGUGUUUAAGUUGCCGGGAUUUUUGUAGCUGGGACAGGGAGCCAUUCGUUCUAGAGACAGUAAUUUCUUUUACCUGUAUUGUACAUACAGGUACAGUAAUAUCUCCGUUUGCCGGAAUCCAUCAAACCCGGAACUCUCCAAUAGCCGGAAUUUAAAUUUGUUCAGGAAAUUGUUCCGAAAGCCGGAAUUUUUCAAGGGGCACAUUUUCUGGAAAAUGACGAUAAAAAAUUUUCUGGUAGGUACCCGGAAAAUUCCGGGGAUGAGGGAUUUUUUUCCGGGUUGGAAAGAUGAUUUAAUGGCCACUUUGUGGAAUUUCCGAGAAAAUUUUUCUUCAACCCGGAAAUAUCCCAUUCCCGGAAGUGCUCUGCAACAUUUGUUCCAGCUAAUGGAGAUAUCACUGUAUGUGUGUGUGUUUGU